Prunus armeniaca (apricot) is the source of this 360-nucleotide messenger RNA. NCBI's taxonomy places the organism in Eukaryota, Viridiplantae, Streptophyta, Magnoliopsida, Rosales, Rosaceae. The record is from the annotation of a GenBank genome assembly.
AUGGAUUGGUUGGGGUGGCUGGAUUGGCAUAUGAGGAGGAUGGGGGUUAGCAAGGUGAGCUGGGAUGUCAGGGGCUACUCGGACAUCAGGAUUGACCUCAUGUUCCAGAGUCAUGCUGUGCUUGCGCUUCAGGAAGUUGCAAAGGCCUAUUUGGUGGGUUUGUUCAAGGACACCAACCCGUACGCCAUCCAUGCCAAGAGGGUGACAAUCAUGCCCAAGGACAUUCAGCUUUCUAGGCGCAUCCUAGAAGCAAUUGGAAUUCAGGGUUUGGUUGUAGAGGCUAUGGAGGAAGAAAGAGAGAGUUAUGGGUCUGGGUUCAGAGAGAGAGAGAGAGAUAUAUAUAUAUAUAUUUUAAAAUAA